Messenger RNA from Mizuhopecten yessoensis (Yesso scallop), 2606 nucleotides. RefSeq names its product WD40 repeat-containing protein SMU1. Gene Ontology annotation, cellular component: precatalytic spliceosome. The record is from RefSeq and is a predicted model, not a curated record. Gene Ontology annotation, biological process: mRNA splicing, via spliceosome. The transcript has 12 exons. Bases 27 to 1565 code for a protein of 512 amino acids. Gene Ontology annotation, molecular function: protein binding. Lineage: Eukaryota; Metazoa; Mollusca; Bivalvia; Pectinida; Pectinidae.
GAUAUUGACUUCCUGUAAACACAAGCAUGGCGGUCGAAAUAGAGUCAGCAGAUGUUGUGCGUUUGAUUGAGCAGUACCUGAAGGAGAACAACUUGUUAAGGACAUUGUCUGUUCUUCAAGAGGAGAGUGGAAUCUCCCUCAACACCGUCGAUUCUGUGGAUGGAUUCGUCUCGGACAUCAACAGCGGUCACUGGGAUACUGUGCUACAGGCCAUACAGACACUCAAACUCCCCGACCAGAAGCUCAUCGAUCUGUACGAACAGAUUGUGCUGGAGUUGAUAGAGUUGAGAGAAUUGGGUGCAGCCAGGUCCUUACUUAGACAAACAGAUCCCAUGAUCAUGAUGAAACAGAACCAACCGGACCGAUACAUCCAUCUGGAGAACAUGCUGGCUCGAUCCUAUUUUGAUCCCAGAGAGGCGUACCAAGAAGGCCAGACGAAAGAAAGAAGAAGAAACGCCAUAGCAACAGCCUUGGCUGGAGAGGUUAACGUGGUGCCUCCCUCACGUCUGCUGGCUCUGCUCGGACAAUCUCUCAAAUGGCAGCAGCACCAAGGGCUCCUUCCCCCAGGAACAACAAUUGAUGUGUUCCGAGGAAAAGCUGCAGUGAAGGAACAGGAGGAGGAGAAGUUUCCCACACAGCUCAGUAAGACCAUCAAGUUUGGACAGAAGGCCCAUAUAGAGUGUGCCCGUUUCUCGCCCGACGGUCAGUACCUGGUCACUGGGUCAGUGGAUGGAUUUGUUGAGGUCUGGAACUUCACCACCGGAAAAAUCAGGAAAGAUCUGCGGUACCAAGCCCAGGACAACUUUAUGAUGAUGGACGAUGCUGUGUUGUGUAUGACGUUCAGUCGGGACUCAGAAAUGAUGGCAACGGGAGCACAGGACGGCAAAAUUAAGGUGUGGAAGAUAAUGACUGGCCAGUGUUUGCGGAGAUUUGAGCGUGCCCACAGUAAGGGGAUCACUUGUGUGAGCUUCUCUAAGGAUAACAGUCAGCUGCUUAGUGCCUCCUUCGACCAGACCAUCAGAAUCAACGGUUUAAAGUCAGGGAAAACGUUGAAGGAGUUCAGAGGUCACACCUCCUUUGUCAACGAUGCUGUGUUUACUGCCGACGGUCAUCACGUUAUCAGUGCAAGUUCUGACGGCACAGUGAAGGUGUGGAAUGUGAAGACGACAGAGUGUCAGAACACGUUUAAACCCCUCGGGGGCACGGGGACUGACAUCACCGUACACAGUAUACAUCUCCUACCCAGGAUGGCCGAACAGUUUGUUGUUUGUAACAGGUCCAACACAGUCGUCAUCAUGAACAUGCAGGGACAGAUUGUGAGAAGUUUCUCCAGCGGUAAGCGAGACGGAGGAGAUUUUGUGUGUGCCACUGUAUCACCGCGAGGAGAAUGGAUCUACUGUACGGGAGAGGAUAUGGUGCUUUAUUGUUUCAGUGUAACCACAGGCAAGCUAGAGAGGACGCUGACGGUACACGAAAAAGAUGUAAUAGGCAUAGCACAUCACCCACAUCAGAAUUUAAUAGGAACCUACUCCGAGGACGGACUUUUGAAACUCUGGAAACCCUGAUCUCUACAGUUCAUUAGACUUACAUUGGACUCUUCAUUCUGUCAUCAGUGAAAGCAUUGACUUCCUCAUCGAUACUGUUAACCCUGGCCCUGAAUCCGUUCUCAUGCUCAAGCAUCGAUACUGUUAAUCCUGGCCCUGAAUCCGUUCUCAUGCUCAAGCAUCGAUACUGUUAAUCCUGGCCCUGAAACCGUUCUCAUGCUCAAGCAUGGAGUCCGUGCUCAACCAAACAUUCUUGUAACUCGCUAAAAUCAUGCAACACAAAAAAAUAGUGAUGUCUGAAAAUUUUACCCGGUAUCUGGGUUGAAGACUCUCCAAAAUUCUUCUAAAUCAUAGACCACAAUAUGAAGUUUUGUCUAUUUUUCAGAGUUUGAGCAUGAGAAUGGUUACUUGGAUACGGACCCAGGUCUGUUGGAGAGAACUUGGAGAAAAUGAGAUUGACACGUUGUCAAGAAAAUUAUUGUGAGGAACUUAAUGAAAGUAAGAGUGAUUUAUUUUCAUACUCAUCAAAAACUCGGCUGUCUGUGAAACUGAAGAAUAUGAAAACGAUUUGUGGGAUAUUCAAGAAAUAUGCUAUCUACAGGAUUCGGGAAGAGGAGUGGGUGAGCACAGGGACGCUUUUUGGUUCAAAAUUAUAAUAAUUUAAUUUACUUGAUGUUGAUGGGUGCCGUUUCACGAUGCGUAUAUAACUUAUUUACGUGUACUCGUAACUUACAUGUGCCUCGUGAAACAGACCAAAAUACUUUCGUACGGUAUUAGCAAAAUACAAAAAUUGUUGUUAUCAAAUAUCUGGUGUGUCAAGUUUGUGACUCGGCAAAGACCGAUUGAUUCCAAUCAGAACACCACAAUGAUGUGUGAAAGAUUACAAUAUCAUGGUAAUAUUUAAUCGGCAAAAGAUAAUUCACUUUGAAAAUAAUGUAUUUUUAAAAUCUACUCAAGAGCUGUAAGUGUUUGUGUGUUUUUUAUAACAGGAUCUAACAUCAGUGUCAUUUUAAUGUUUAUGCCUAUAUGUAAUAACUAUUCAAUAAAUUUGUUCAAAGUUUA